AUGGCAGCCAAGAAUACCGUUAACUUUUUUGUAGGCAGCCGGUUACACCGUGCUUCAUGGCUGCGUGAAUCGUCGGCAUACUUGAACCAGGCGGUCAGCAGCACACAGGCCAAGUUCAUCCUUCUCGAUCAAGGCAACCCUGUCGUGUGUACAGACGGCACCAAGGAGAGCCUCGCGCUAUUUAGCUGGCCUGACGUGAAGGACACUGUGCUUGGUAUGGUACAUGAGUGUGGCAACUCAAAUACGGCAGACGUCUACGGCCCUGCCGCGUACAACUUAAAGGCACGCGACGGGGAAGAAAAUGCGAAACUGUUCCAGAGCGUAACAAAGAACAUCGUUUCGCCCGCACUCUCGCUCGUAUUCCUUGGUAUUGAUAGCGAGGGCGUGGAUUCGAUUGCCACGUACACGACUCUCGAGGGUGGGGACGGCCGCACCUUGGCCAUCCCACCGGGGUCGCCCUACUUUGCCCUUUCCCUCUCGUUCCGCGCGCCAGGGAUGCAGGACAAGACGAUGGGCAAUGCACUGCUGGAAAAGGUCACAAAUGAGGGCUACGAGGUGCUGGAUAUGCGCAUUGUCGUCCUCCGCGGUGGUUUGAACGGAGAGGAUUCGGCUAUCGUUGCCUAUGCACGCACGUUGCUCGAUUGGAACGAGCGCUACACGCAUUGCCCGGGCUGCGGCAGCAGACAAUUCUCUGCUUGGGGUGGGCACAAGCGCACUUGCGGUUCAGUCGUCCGUCGUACGACACAAGGUACACCGGCUGUUUUGGAAAAUGUGCACACGGAGCCCGUACCGGCCUCGGCGCCGCUAUGUGCAUCGGUAAAAAGCUUGCAGAAUUACUCCUAUCCGCGCACGGAUCCUGUCGUGGUGUUGGGUAUCGUCCGCCACGACGGCAACACCAUCUUGCUGGGACGCCAGGCCAUGUGGCCGAAAGGACUAUACUCGUGCCCUGCUGGGUUUGUUGAGCCAGGCGAGACACUCGAGGAGGCUGUGCGUCGUGAGGGCAUUGAGGAGACUGGUAUUAAAAUUGAUUCGGUCGUCUAUUACAGCUCGCAGCCGUGGCCACUCCCUGCAAACCUCAUGUUCGGCAUGUUUGGCAUUGCUGCCAAGGACCAGCCGAAGGAACGCACAGAUUUGGAUGCAGAGCUUUCCGAUGUGUUCUACGCAACGCGCGAGCAGGUGCAGGCUGCAGUGAACGCCGCAGCGAAGGCACAGGGCGCGAAGAAAAAUACGCCGACACACAACGGCGAGAAAUUCUUUGCGAUACUCGCGCUCGGCGUGGAAGGGGCUGCUUACUUUCCAGGCCCCUUUUUUGUGCCAUUCCCUAAUCUACAGCAGGCGCUGAAGAAUAACACGCCGAUCAGGACAAAUGCACGCAGCUGCACCAUUUUGCCAAACUUUGUCGGACUUAAGUUCCUUGUUCACAAUGGGAAGCACCAUAUGCCUAUCUCGGUCACGGAAGAAAUGGUUGGGCAUAAAUUGGGCGAGUUUGCGCCUACACGAAAACGCUUUAGCUACCGCUUGACCAAGAACAAGUGA
Messenger RNA from Malassezia vespertilionis, 1536 nucleotides. RefSeq names its product NAD(+) diphosphatase (gene NPY1). Gene Ontology annotation, biological process: NAD+ catabolic process; translation; NADP+ catabolic process. The coding region runs from base 1 to 1536 and encodes 511 amino acids. Gene Ontology annotation, molecular function: NADH pyrophosphatase activity; RNA binding; structural constituent of ribosome. NCBI's taxonomy places the organism in Eukaryota, Fungi, Basidiomycota, Malasseziomycetes, Malasseziales, Malasseziaceae. The transcript has 7 exons. The record is from RefSeq and is a predicted model, not a curated record. Gene Ontology annotation, cellular component: cytosol; ribosome.